This is a messenger RNA of Effrenium voratum, 1153 nucleotides long. The record is from the annotation of a GenBank genome assembly. Lineage: Eukaryota; Dinophyceae; Suessiales; Symbiodiniaceae.
AAGCAACACCUGCAUUCGAGGGGCGGCCCCGUGGGUCAGCGUGCGGCAUGCCAUGCCACGCUCGGAUGGCAGAUCCAGUUUGGACCCUUUGGGCUUCCAGAGGCAUGGACUCGGAGGCGGCAGCCUUCCAUCGCCGCAUCGCGCGCAUGGACGAGCAGCUGCGACGGCUGCAGAACCACGACUUUCGGCCCCAGCUUCGAGGUUUGUCCUCCUCCCUGCCCGCCCCGCGGCAGCCGCUGACACGGCCCGGGGAGGACUGCAGCCUCCCUUUGCCCAGGAGGCUUCUGGACAGCCCCGGAUGUCGCUUGAGCGCCUCCUGGGCCGCCUCUCCUGUACGCAACGAGAGCCCGGAGCAGGCGGACAGCCCCCUGGCCACGCGCCUCGCGGACUCCGACGCCUUCCGGGCGCGGGAGCAGCAGUUGCUUAGCGAGCUGGCGGAGAGCCAAGCAGCGCUGGAGAAGAUGGCGAGCUUGGUGCACGACCGGGAGGAGCAGAUUCGGCGCUUGGCGGUCAGCUCGCCGCCUGAGCCCAGGCGAGAUCCCACGGCGGAGGCCAUCGGCGGCUCCUCCGCUGAGCAGACGGUCCGGGACCGCGCGCGGGUGGAGGUGCUGCGGGCCGAGCUCCAGGAGCGCGACCUCGAGGUCCGCAUGCUGCGGAGCUCCGAGAAGGCGGCGGAGCGCCGCGCGGCGGAGCAGAUGCGCGCGGCGCGCCUGGAGCUGGCGGAGACCCGCAGGCAGCAAGAGAUCUUGGGCCUGGAGAUCCGGGAAGCUGAGCUGCACCGGCAGCGCGCGGAGCGGGCGCCGCUGCAGCUGCUGCUGCAGCCGCCCGCGGACGCCUCGCCGGAAGAGAAGCGGGAGCGGCUGCGGGAGGCGGUGCAGGCGCUGAAGCAGCUGGUGCAGGAUCUUGCUCUCGAAGUGCCGCCCGAGCCGAGGGAGCCAAAGCCCGAAGAGAUCCACCGCAUGCCCUGCAUCCCGGAAGAAGAGAGCCCGGUGAGCGUGAGCCCCGUGAGCCCCGUGAGCCCUCCAUGCGGCUAGGGAUUCAAGGCAGGCGGCCUGCCCCGGUGCUUCAAGUGCAAAGCGCAUCUGCGUUCUUUGCAAUGGCCGCUGGCCGCUUUCAUUGACGAGCUGUGCUCUUCUCCGGUUUUUGGUUCCCA